GCUGUGCAGCCUCAGACUCGCUUAUCGUUAGACAACACGAGUCACCGCCGGCGGACGCACAUUCCCAGUUUCACACCCGACGCCAACGUUGAAGCUUCUCGUCGAAACGCUGCCUCUCGGAGCGUCGUGUCAGCGGAACGACAUGGGGGACCGAGUAGCUUUACUGCUGCUGGCUGUAGCGGCGUCGGCUCUGGCCGCCGAGGUGCCUACAGAUGUUUCUAUGGGUCUUUUGGCGGAGCCCCAGGUGGCCAUGUUCUGCGGCGAACUCAACAUGCACAUCAACGUGCAAAGUGGCAAGUGGGAGCCAGACCCCUCGGGCACCAAGGGCUGCAUUGGCACCAAGGAGGGCAUCCUGCAGUACUGCCAGGAGGUGUAUCCAGAGCUCCAAAUCACCAAUGUGGUGGAGGCCAACCAGCCAGUCAGCAUCCAGAACUGGUGCAGGAGCAGAAGCAAGCAGUGUCGCAUGCACAUCGUGGUGCCCUACCGCUGCCUGGUGGGAGAAUUUGUGAGCGACGCCCUGCUCGUUCCCGACAAGUGCAAGUUCCUGCACCAGGAGCGCAUGGACCAGUGCGAGAGCCACCUCCACUGGCACACUGUGGCCAAAGAGUCCUGCGGAGACCGCACCAUGAACCUCCAUGACUACGGGAUGCUGUUGCCGUGCGGCAUCGAUCGCUUCCGAGGAGUGGAGUUUGUGUGCUGUCCCGCUGAAGCGGAGCGUGAAGUGGACAGCGCCGAGCAAGAUGCUGAUGAUUCAGAUGUCUGGUGGGGCGGAGCAGAGACCGACUACUCUGACAACAGUAUGGUGCGGGAGCCAGAGCCAGUGGAGAAGCAAGAGGAAACCAGGCCAUCUGUGGUUGAGGGGGUCGUGAGUGAGAAGGAGGAAGCCGAGGAGGUGGCGGAGGAAGGUGAUGACGAGGAGGAGGAGGAAGAGGAAGUGCUGGACAACGACCAGGAUGGAGACGGGGAGGAGGAUGAAGAUCUAGUGGAGGAGGAGGACGAGGAGGAUGACGACGAAAUGGUGGACCCGCUGGAUGACGACGAUGCUGAUGACGCCGAUGAGCCUAUCACCAACGUUGCCAUGACGACCACCACCACUACCACCACCACAGAGUCUGUGGAGGAAGUUGUCAGGGAUGUGUGCUGGGCUGAUGCAGAGACCGGUCCGUGCCGGGCCAUGCUGCCCCGCUGGUACUUUGACCGCCAGGAGGGCCGCUGUGUGCAUUUUAUCUACGGCGGCUGCGGAGGCAACAGGAAUAACUUUGAGUCAGAGGAGUACUGCCUGUCUGUCUGCAGCAGCGUCCUACCCACGGCCACACCCAACUCCCCCGACGCUGUGGACCACUACCUGGAGACGCCCGCCGACGAGAACGAACACGCCCACUUCCAGAAGGCCAAAGAGAGUCUGGAGGCCAAGCACCGCGAAAGGAUGUCCCAGGUGAUGAGAGAGUGGGAGGAGGCUGAAAGAGAAGCCAAGAACCUCCCACGUGCUGACAAGAAGGCUGUCAUCCAGCGUUUCCAGGAGAAAGUGGAGGCUCUGGAGCAGGAGGCAACCAGUGAACGCCAGCAGCUGGUAGAAACCCACAUGGCCCGAGUGGAAGCUCUGCUCAACAGCCGCCGCCGCUUGGCUCUGGAGAGCUACCUGACGGCGCUGCAGCAGGAGCCACCCAGGCCUCGCCAUGUCUUCAGCCUGCUGAAGAAGUACGUGCGCGCCGAGCAGAAGGACAGGCAGCACACUCUGAAACACUUCGAACACGUCCGCAUGGUGGAUCCCAAGAAGGCUGCACAGAUUAGGCCCCAGGUGCUGACCCACCUACGCGUCAUUGAGGAGCGCAUGAACCAGUCCCUGGGACUCCUCUACAAGGUGCCCGGUGUGGCUGACGACAUUCAGGACCAAGUUGAGCUUCUGCAGAGAGAGCAGUCUGAGAUGGCACAGCAGCUGGCCAACCUGCAGACGGACGUGAGGGUGAGCUACGGCAACGAUGCCCUGAUGCCCGACCAGGAGAUAGGAGACGGCCAGACCGACCUUUUGCCCCAGGGAGACACGAUGGCCUUGGGAGGAGCUGGCUUCAUUCACCCUGAGAGCUUCAACCAGCCCAACACUGAGAACCAGGUUGAGCCAGUGGACUCUCGCCCCAGUUUUGACAGAGGCAUCCCAACACGACCAGUGACUGGAAUGAAGAUGGAAGCUUAUCCUGAGCUGCGAAUGGAGACGGAGGACCGACAGAGCACCGAGUACGAGGUUCACCACCAGAAACUGGUCUUCUUCGCAGAGGACGUCGGCUCCAACAAGGGCGCCAUCAUUGGCCUGAUGGUCGGAGGGGUCGUCAUUGCAACCGUGAUAGUCAUCACCUUGGUGAUGCUGAGGAAGAAGCAGUACACCUCAAUUCACCACGGAGUCAUCGAGGUGGAUGCUGCUGUCACCCCUGAGGAGCGCCACCUGUCUAAGAUGCAGCAGAAUGGCUAUGAGAACCCAACCUACAAGUUCUUUGAGCAAAUGCAGAACUGAGGAGUACAUUUUCUCUCUCUCACAUACAUGCGCGCACACACACACACACACACUGAAAUAUCUCUUUCCACACAUCACGCACCCCUGCCUCGUCCUCCCCAUCUGUCCCAUGUCUCCACAGGGCAGUGUGGCUUAGAUCACUGAGUGACUGAAAUAGUCAGUUACAAGCGUCGUGUCUGUAACCUGGGUUUUCUUUUCAGUCUUGCCUGGGUGGUCACUGUGGCCAAGCCUGUUUGCGCCAUGUUGGCUCACCUAAUGGGAGUAAAUUGGCUGUUAUUUAAAGAAAAUGGGGCUUUACUGUAUAUGGUUCCUCGACUCAGCCUGCCUUGCCCAGUGCAUCGAAAAUAAACCCGCCAAAAGGGGAGACAAGUGCAUUUGUUCCACCCUGAUUAAGGGCCAGAGCGUAGGUGGGUUUCAGUUUUCUUGAACAUUUUAGGCCAAUCUGACCACUGAUCAGUAGGAGAAGAAGUGUAGAUCGACUGGGGCCUUGUUUUCAAUAAAUUGGUUGCAUGCAUAUGUAUUGAUCAGUCACUUCAAAUCAUCCAACAUUUGGACAUAUUGAUUAGCUUCUAUCAUAUUCUUUGUAAUGAUUGUACAAUGAUCUAUAGAUUUAAAUCAAGCAACAUGAUUUUUUUUCCCCAAAUGGGGCCCAGUGUUUCCCCACCUAAUGCACCACUACUGCACUCUACAGUCAACACUGGAGUAUAAGCGAGCCUCCUCUCCCUCCCUGCCUCAUCCACGUCUCCCUCCAUCCUCCUCCUCUGCACAUUCAUACAACAGCUGGGCUGUGUUAAGUCACACAAGGCUCUAAUGGGUAUCUGGAGAUGAUGAUGACUGUAGUAAUUAUGUAUCCUGAAUGAGCUGUUUUUUUUCUCUAUGGUCUCCAGUUUUUUCAAAAAAGAAUGGGGGGGAAAAAGGAGGAAAAAAAAGUCUACCGAUGUAAAGUUCUUUUUUUAAAUUGCGUGUAAUGUUACUGGAGUAAUGCUGAAGUCUUAGCCGUUCCUAUGUAGUGCAUGACAACAAUGACGACAGGAUUUGGGAAACAAAGAACAAGAUCUUAACGCUGCUCUCUCUUCAGAUCCUUUCUCACGUAUAGAUUGUCAUUCUAGCAAGAUUGUACAUUUAGUAUCUUGUGAUCACGUGACUUCAAACGGAUGAAAAAUAUAAAUAUAGAAGUCUAGACAAAUAGGCUCUGCUUUCAUAUCAUGUAAUUAAAAGGGAUCUGUGAUUUUCGAAUUUAAGUGUUCCACAGUUGUUGUUUGUUUUUUUUCCUGAACCUUGCCUCAUUCCUGGAGGUACAGGAUGGGGUGGGCUUCAUCUCUGUUGUAUAUUAUUCACAUCCAAUGAAAUCUAUUGUUACAAACCUUUCAGCAUCCCAUUUAAUUUUUACUUUUGUGUUUGAUUCAUGUUAUCUGCAAAAAGCAUGUUAAAGAGGUGAAGGUUCCAGAGAUCAGAAGAAUGCGAGAAACCAGCAUGGGGAAUGGAUUAGGAUUAUCGCUGUGUGUUUUGUCAUUUUCAGUCUGUCUGGUGUUCGGUUUAGUUGUAAGCGGAUGCUGUCUCUUUUUAAUUUCUUUAAUAAUAAUUUUGCGCUCUAGUGAUGGAACAGGUGAGGGUGCUGGGAGGUAUGAGGUAAGUUAGAGGAUAUGUCUUGCAGUUCCAGAUGGAUAACCAGCCAGGCAGCCAGCCUGUGUGCGCGUGUGUGUGUGUAAUAUAUUGGAUUUCACCUCCCCCCAGCACCUCUCCCUUCCUCUCUCGCAUUCCCUUCCUUCAGGCAUGCUGCUCACCUCUCUGUCAUCAAUGCACACAAGACUCCUCAGACGCCUCUCGCCAUAGUCUGUAUCUAGAUGACAGGCGAUCACCAUAGAGAGGGGGCUGGCGUUGAGGAUGUGAGAGCUGGGUCUGAAUAUUAUUGAGGAAAAUUCAGGCUUAAUGCCAUCAUUGAAGAAUCCCCCCCGUUCAUCUUCAUUCAGUCAAGUCGUGGAGGUUUGUCACCAACCCAACAUUAUAUAGAAAGAAGUGGAGUGUGACCGAUCACUCGGAUAAUACAUAGAGAGGAAGCACAGGGAAGAAAUGCUGAACGAAAUGUACAUAUGGAAGCUGCAGUGGGGUGGGUUCGUGGUUUUCAGAGGGUGCUCAUUAGAAGCCCAACAGAGGGCAGUAGAGUAGAAGAGGAAAGCAGGAUUUUCUUUUUUUUUUUUUCUCUGUGGGUUAUAUAUUGUUUUUAUUUUCCACUGUGUUAUAUUGUGCAGGCAUUUGCAUUGACUGGGAAACUGCUUUCUACACUGUAUUCCAUAAUAAAGUUUUGAAUGUACAUACAAA
This is a messenger RNA of Betta splendens (Siamese fighting fish), 4825 nucleotides long. It is a transcript of the gene appa, whose product is annotated as amyloid beta (A4) precursor protein a. Gene Ontology annotation, molecular function: signaling receptor binding; signaling receptor activator activity; serine-type endopeptidase inhibitor activity. The record is from RefSeq and is a predicted model, not a curated record. NCBI's taxonomy places the organism in Eukaryota, Metazoa, Chordata, Actinopteri, Anabantiformes, Osphronemidae. The transcript has 17 exons. Bases 143 to 2506 code for a protein of 787 amino acids. Gene Ontology annotation, cellular component: cell surface; early endosome; plasma membrane. Gene Ontology annotation, biological process: axonogenesis; central nervous system development.